Molecule: messenger RNA, 3071 nt
Organism: Phyllopteryx taeniolatus (common seadragon)
Lineage: Eukaryota; Metazoa; Chordata; Actinopteri; Syngnathiformes; Syngnathidae
Gene: ndnf
Product: neuron-derived neurotrophic factor
Exons: 4
Coding region: 181-1893 (570 amino acids)
Biological process (GO): extracellular matrix organization
Molecular function (GO): protein binding
Source: RefSeq, a predicted model, not a curated record
UUCUCGCUCGCUCAUUUUUCGCUGGGCUCGCGACGCAGGCACACGCGACGCGACGCGCACACGCGACGCGCACGACCCGUCGAUGUGAGACGCGGACGACUGCGGCACGGGGACGGGAACUUUUGCUUCCGUGGAGCAACGACAUCCUGCAUCGGGACGCGGCACGCUCUUUAGCAAAGGAUGAGGCAGUGUAAAGGCUGGAGGAGUGGACUGCUGCUUCUGGUCCUGCUGGGUUUUCUGGGGACUUUGUCGCAGAAGCUGCCCACGCGAGAUGAGGGACUUUUCCAGAUGCAGAUCCGAGACAAGUCCAUCUUCCACGACUCGUCCGUCCUUCCCGACGGAGCCGAGGUCAGCGGCUACCUCUUCAGGGACACGCCGAAAAGGUACUACUUUGUGGUGGAAGAAGACAACACGCCGCUGUCGGUGACGGUGACGCCGUGCGACGCGCCGCUGGAAUGGACGCUGACGCUGCAGGAGCUGCCCGAGGAGGCCAGCGGCGAGGCGUCAGGGGAGCCCGAGCCCCUGGACCAGCAGAAGCAGCAAGUGACGGUGGACGAGGGCACAGAGCUGUUCGCCUACAAGGGCAACGACGUGGAGUCCUACGUGGCCACCAGCGCGCCGUCCGGCCUCUACCAGCUGGAACUGCUGUGCACCGAGAAGGACAGCAACUUCAAGGUGUACGCCUCUACCACACCCGAGUCCGACCAGCCCUACCCGGAGCUGCCCUACGACCCUCGCGUGGACGUCACCUCGCUGGGUCGCACCACCGUCACCCUGGCCUGGAAGCCCACGCCCACGGGUUUCCUGAUGGGCCAGCCGGUGCAGUACUGUGUGGUCAUCAACAAGGAGCACAACUUCAAAAGCAUGUGCGCCGCCGAGGCCAAGAUGGGCGCCGACGAUGCCUUCAUGUUCGCGCCCAAGCCGGGGAGGGACUUCAGUCUGUUCGACUUCGCCCACUUUGGCUUCGUCCCGCCCGGCAAAGACCGAGGCCCGAUGAGCAACAAGAUCUCGCGGGCGUACCCGGCCAAGCCCAAAACGUCAGACAUUCACAAGUUGUGCAUCGGAAACAAAAACAUCUUCACCGUCUCCGACCUGAAGCCUGACACCCAGUACUACUUUGACGUCUUUGCCGUCAACUCCGCCACCAACACCAGCACCGCCUACGUGGGCACCUUCGCCCGCACUAAGGAGGAAGCCCGGCAGAAGACGGUGGAGCUCAAGGACGGCAAAGUGUCAGACGUGUUCAUCAAGAGGAAAGGCAGCAAGUUCCUUCGCUUCGCCCCCGUGUCGUCGCACCAGCGGGUGACGCUUUUCGUGCACGCCUGUCUGGAUGCGGUACAGGUGCAGGUGAGGCGCGAUGGCAAGCUGCUGCUCUCGCAAAACGUGGAGGGCGUGCGGCAGUUCCAGCUGCGCGGAAAGCCCAAGGCCAAGUACCUGAUCCGCCUGCGGGGCAGUCGCAAGGGCGCCUCCACUCUCAAGGUGUUGGCCACCACCCGAGCGGGCAGCAAGCAGCCCUUCCCGUCCCUGCCCGAGGACACCCGCAUCAAGGCCUUCGACAAGCUGCGCACCUGCUCCUCCGUCACCGUGGCCUGGCUGGGGACGCAAGAGCGCAACAAAUACUGCGUCUACCGCAAGGAGGUGGCCGACGACUACGGCGAGGAGCAGAGGCGGCGCGAGCAGAACCGCUGCGCCGGGCCCGAGACGCGGCGCAAGUCGGAGAAGGUUCUGUGCAAGUACUUCCACAGCCCCAACCUGCAGAAGGCGGUGACCACGGAGACGGUCGCGGGGCUGGAGGCCGGAAAGAGCUACCUGCUGGACGUCUACGUGGUGGCGCACAGCGGACACUCGGUCAAGUACCAGAGCAAACUGGUGAAAACGAGGAAGUACUGCUAAAAGUGACUGCCAACAGAAGAAGAAAUCUAUUAUAAAUAUAUAUAUGGAAUAAGUUUAUUUAACUCUUUGAAAGAUAUACAGACUGACUACUCACCUGUGGCGGAGACGGAACUGUUGCUGGAGACAUCCACCUGUAUAUUUAUGUUUACAUUUCCCCCACCUCGUCAGCGGGAUCGUCUUUCGAUCGUCGCUGCGUGACUAUUGACUAUCGAAAAUCAAAAAACGGAAAAAAAAAAAAAAAAGACUGAUUAUUUUGUGAUUAUUUAUUUUAUAUAACACGCAAAAGAACAGUCACAUCCACCUCACAGUUUGUUGUUUUUUUAAAUAUGUAAUUGAUUCGAUGAUUCAUUUUUCUGACUUUUCAGAGUCUGUACUUUUUUCCACUUAGAGUCAGAUCGGUACUUGUACGUUUACCAGUCUUUUUUUUACACGUGUGUACGUCUACUUAAGUAGACGGCACUUUUCUGCCGUCUGUGAAAUGCCGGGAGAAGAGUGAAACACAUUAACACUGCUGCUGUCAGCCACAGCUCACACGCAACACUCACACAGAGAGUCGCCAAUGUUACAAAAUGUACAGUAACCUAUAAAAUGGAUGCUGCCAUUUUUUUUGUGUGUGUGUGUGUGUGUUCAAACGCAUACAAAAAGGGUUGUUUUAACAAGUUCAAACUAUUAAUAGGUUAAACCAUAACAAAGAUAUAUAUUUUGAAUGGCCUCUCUCGCACAGAUUUCCACCUGUUGCGAUUGUAUCCGCAGCCAAAAAGAUGGAACAUUUUCUUUCAUUUAAAAAAAAAAAAGAAAUCAGAAAAUAAUCAGUCACUUUUUCACAUUUUGAUUUUCGAUUGCCAAUUGAAAGUGGAAAGAACGAAUGCUAGCUUGUAUAGACCUCUCGCUGCCUGUUCUCCACCACAUUGUACCAAGACUUUAAAUUAUUUUAUACUUUUUCUCUCUCUGUGUUUCUCUCGAUGAAGUGUUACCAUGACAUUCCCUUGUGUAAUCGCUCUCUUGUGCUUGUGUCCUGUGCUCGGAGAUGUUGUGUUAUCAUCACUGUAUCAACGUGUGUUUGUGUGCGCGAUGGCCUGAAUGUGUGCGCGAGUGUGUGUCACGUGUACAGAGUUGUCCUGCCAAUAUUCAUGUCCAGUACAUAAACACUAAAUAUAGAAGACGUAAUCCCUGUGUCA